AUGACAAAAAAAAAAAAAAAAUUUGAUCGAACGCUCAAGGGACGACUGAAAAAUAACAAUAUCAUACAAAAAAAAAUGGGUUCUGCUUACAUUAUUCUCGGAAAGAAAGUCUUGCCAUGGCAAUUAUCUGCUGCCACCAUCGGUGCCGUUGUUGCUAUCGCCGCUCCAAAGCCAUGGGGUAAAGUUGCAGCCACCCCAGCCAUUGACGCCAGCAGUCCAGAGGAAGAAAAAUUCGUCAAGGAAUACUUGAAGAAGAACGGUGUUGAAUUAUAA
Molecule: messenger RNA, 273 nt
Organism: Saccharomycopsis crataegensis
Lineage: Eukaryota; Fungi; Ascomycota; Saccharomycetes; Ascoideales; Saccharomycopsidaceae
Gene: ATP19
Product: F1F0 ATP synthase subunit k
Exons: 2
Coding region: 1-273 (90 amino acids)
Biological process (GO): proton motive force-driven ATP synthesis
Source: RefSeq, a predicted model, not a curated record